CUCGCUGCGCCCUCGGCUCCCCUCACGGCCGCGGCCCGGCUCGGCUCGGCCCGGCCCGGGGGGCGCUUCCCGGGGGCUCCGGAGCUGGCGGGGGGAGGCAGCGGCCCGCGGCGGCCUCUCCUCACCGCGAGGCCGCUGCUCGGGGCCGGGCCUGCCCCUGCCCAGCGGGGUCCGAGCCCUUCGGCGCUGCCCUGCCCCGGGCAUCCUCGCUCCUGCCGCUGUGCCCGGCGAGGGAGGAGCGGCGGUGCCGGCCUGGCUGCCCAACGGGAUGUGAAACAUGUAGUGAAGAGGAAGCUAAGUACAGAUGUCCGCGAUGUAUGAAAUAUUCGUGCAGUCUGUUGUGUGUAAAGAAGCAUAAGCUUGCACUGAGCUGUAAUGGAAUCAGGGAUAAAACAUCAUUUAUCUCUGUAAAUGAAUUUACCGACUUGAACCUUCUGAGCGAUUACCGUUUCCUGGAAGAUGUAGGAAGGACAGCUGAUGCUGCAGCUCGAGAUCUUUCUGUGCAUAGGCCAACAACAAAUAAAUUUAUAAAUUACUUGAGAAACAGAGCUCGAAGGCAUAAUAUCAACCUGAAGACACUGCCCAUUGGAUUUACAAAAAGAAGAGAAAAUUCAACCAUCUUCAAUAAGAAGGAGCAGAAGUUCUACUGGCAUUUGAAGCUUGUAUUUCCUCACUGUCAUGCUGAAUACACUUUAAAAAGGGUGCCAGAGGAUAAAACGCUCACCGAUAUCCUUAAGCCCUACAUUGAUCCAGUGGAGUCAGAUCCUGUAGUUUGUCAAAGAUUAAAAAUCUAUACAAUGUCUCCUCAGUCAGAUGUACGAAUUUUAAUGAAAAUAGAAAACAGAAAGCAAAACUCUAUCAGAGUGGUCAAGCAAAGUAGAGACUUCCGUGUUCUUCAGCUGCUGUUAUUAAUUACGUUACAAAGGAAGAGUUACGGCAAGUACAAUGAAUUGGAUGCCAGUAGAAGCCUCCUAGAAAAUUUGAAAAACAAAGUAAUAAUUGAGUACCCAACGUUAUUUGUUGUCUUAAAAAAAUUGAAGAAUGACAUGGUGGUUCUUGGCCAAGAUGCCAGCGAAUCUGCAGAGGACUCGGACAGUGAAAGUUCGUCCCUUUCAUCUGAGGAAGAAGGGGAAAUUCGGGAGAGUUCAUGACAGUUCUUUGUGAGAAGAGGGUGGGAUGAGCCUUUUAUAUAUUUUUUUUAAAUUUAAUUAAAUCUUUUUAACACAACAGAUUUCUCUGGGGUUUGGUUUGGCUUGCUUCACUAAAGGCAGCACUUCCAAGCUGCCUCCCUAACUUUGGAUUUAGUAGUGCAUGUUUAGGUAUGUAAAUAAAGAGGUGGGCAACUAAUGGUUCAAGAGAAAUCUGGUAUUAUUGCAUAGCACCCUUUUAUCCAUGUAUCUUCACUAAACAGAGUAACCCAGAUUUAAAGUUUCCAAGUUCAUUUCAACAAUAUAUUUUUUCCUUUUAUCUUAAUAUCUCAAUGUCUGAUUUGUCUGACCAUAAAUAUCUUAUCCCAUAUUUGCAUUAAUCAAUGGAUAUGAGUCAUCAUGCUUCAACUUACUGAAAAAAAUCUGGUGUUUCAUCAGAUCAGUUUUCUUUUAGGUUAGUUCUUUGUCAUGUUGAGCUGCUGCACAUGAUCUUACUUUACUUUUUGGUUUUAAUUUUCUUAAAGUUUUCUGACUUUAAUUUUUGGUGGCAUUUUGGAUGUCCAGUGCAGUAUCUUUUUCUUGUUUGGUUGUGUCUUGCUUAGUAUAUCAAGAAAGGACCAAGCUGAGCCAUGUUUUAUGCAUGGCAUGUUAAUCUUCUACCCUCAUCUUCUAAAUUAGCAUUGGUUUAAAAAAUAAAUAGAAAUAGAUGCAUGGAGUGUCACUAGUGCUAACGUAUUGAUCUUCUAAACAGCGCUGAUGUUGUGCAUCUAGUAAUCCUGUGUUACUGGUUUACCUACUGAAGCCAGAUACUGCAAAUGUUUACUGGCAUAUCAGCUGAACUUACCUACUUAAAAGCAAAUAAAGACAAACCA
Anas platyrhynchos (mallard) is the source of this 2020-nucleotide messenger RNA. NCBI's taxonomy places the organism in Eukaryota, Metazoa, Chordata, Aves, Anseriformes, Anatidae. The record is from RefSeq and is a predicted model, not a curated record.